CGUGUGGCUCGGCAGCAGCAGCAGCAGACAAACAGAGGAGGCGAGGGUGGGAGGGGGGCAAAGGACGGUGCGAGUUAGCACAGAGAGAGACAGGCGCUCUCAUCAGUGACGGGCUCACCGGCUGUGUGGACAGAGCUGUGGCGCAGGAGGAGGAGGAGGAGAAGAAGAGGUGCAACGGGAGGACAAGCUGCCUGAAAAAACCGGAGCAAAGCACGAGAAGGGGAGGAGGUGGGGGGAGAGAGAGAGAGGGAGUUAAAAAAAAAAAACAGAGAGCGAUCACUGAGGGGAGAGAAGUCAUUCGGAGCAGGGAGAGGGAGAAAGCUGGAUGAAACUGACAAGGACACAGAGGGAGGAAAGCGCACGGAGAAGCCUUCCCUGACGGGGGAGAGAAGAAGCGAGGGAGUGCGUGCACAAAGUGGAAAAGAAGAAGAGAGGGAGGAGGAGGAAGAGGAGGAGGAGGAAGAGGAGAAAGAGCCCGACGGGAGGUCGAGCUUACGAAGCUUGACUGACACAGGAGCGAAAAGGAAGAGGAGGAGGAGGAGGAGCGUGAGGGGCAAGUUGAUGGAUUUGAUUUGGAAAGAGUAUUUUUAGGAGGAGGAGUGGGGACAUGAGAGAAAUAUUGAGAUUAGAGAUGCUGUCUUUGAGUGGAGGAGACAAAAACUAGGAGGAGAAGAAGAAGAGAGAAUAACAGGAGACAGAGGAAGAAGGAGGUGGGGAGAGAUGUUGAGAUCAGAGUGUGACAGAACAGAUUAUCUCUGGUCUGGUUUCCCGCAGGAAACCGCUGCGAGUAUAUGUCCGUGUGUGCGCGCGAGUGCCUCCUUCUCCAUGUGAAAGUGUGCUGUAGCAUGUUUCUCGCUGUGGCUGUGGCGCCGAGGAGCAGGUCCGCUACAAGACGAAGCUACCCCGUGGUUACCCGCAGGACCUGGUUAAAGACAAGUGAGGUGGGGGGAGGCAGGAAGGGAGGGAGGUGGGGUGGGUGGGAGAGAGAGAUGAGGAGCCGACCAGUGACAUCACGAGGAAGUCCAAGGCAUCAAAAGUGAGACCGCAAAAAGAAGUGGGACAGGAAACAAACGAGCACGGGAGACUUUUGUGAAUUUAAUUAAAGCUCGUACUUAAUAGUGACAAGGAACUGAUUGCCGCCUCUGGCUGGUGAAUGCCUCUGCAAAGAAAAAAAAACACACUCACGCAACUCAGAAGAAGAAAAACCACAGUGCUGGAUCAAGGCAAGCUCUCUACUGACUCUACUGCACCACACCAACCAGUUCCCUCCACUGUCAUCUCAUUAUUUUAAUUAACCUUCCUUUCUUUCAUUUGUUUUUUUUUUUUUUGUCCUCCCUGCUUAGCCCUCGGUAUUUUGUAUUCCAUCCUCCUCUCUCCCUCUCUCUUCCCCUCCCUCUUCCUCUUGCCUUCGCUCUCUCUGUCUCAUCCUCUCUUGUUCACUGUCACACUAACUGCGGUGGAUGCUGGAGUCACUCAUGUAGAAGCCACCUUGCUUGGAGCACAUUUGCCUUGCUGAUUUUUUUUUCUUUAUACUUCCCCCUGCUGAGUUGGAUGAUUGGAGCACCCUCAGAUCGAGUAGACCAGGAGAGAUGACCAACAAGUAGCUGCUCAUCAGAGCUCCUUGCACCACCAGGAGGGAGACGACUUCAAAACACACAGCUUUCUGUCCGCGUGGGGUUUACGGUACAGUGCAUGGGUCAUUAGUAUUUGUGAGGCCAAACACGUAUCCAGGUGUGGAUUACAGUAGUGGAUUUAUCCUGGAGCUACAUGUGGGCCCCAGCCCCUGAGGCCUGGCUGGGAAAUGAAGCCUUUCCCGCGGCUGUAGGAGCGCUGUGGGCAGCUAUGGCCCUGGAGGGGCGCUGUCUCCGGCGGGGAUCCCCAGCCAUGAUCAGAAGGGGAUGUCAGCGGCGUGCUACAAAGCCAACUCUGGCUCGGGUCACUUCCACUCUGCUGUCAAGGACACGCCUGCACGGCCUGAGGCAUGUUUGUGUCCCUGGUGGCUCGGUGGGCCGCAGGGCCUUCUGGCUGCUGGCCCUCUGCACCUCCCUGGGGCUGCUUUUAUCCUGGUCCUCCAACCGCUUACUCCACUGGCUUUCCUUCCCCACGUACACACGGGUCCACACCGAGUGGGCCAAAGAACUGGCCUUCCCCACAGUCACCAUCUGCAACAACAACCCCAUCCGCCUCUACAAGCUCACCAAGAGCGACUUGUACUUUGCGGGCCACUGGCUGGGCCUGCUUCUGGCUAACCGGACAGUGAGGCCCAUGGUUCUGGACUUGCUUCAGGAAGACCGUCGGGCCUGGUUCAGGAAGCUGUCGGACUUCAGGCUCUUUUUGCCGCCCAGAAACUUUGAGGGAACCAACCUGGAGUUUAUGGACAGGCUGAGCCACCAGCUGGAUGACAUGCUCCUCUCUUGCAAGUACAGAGGAGAGCCCUGCGGAGCUCACAACUUCUCCUCUGUGUUCACCAGGUAUGGGAAGUGCUAUGUGUUCAACGCCGCAGAGGAGGGGAAGACGCUCCGCACCACCAUGAAGGGAGGGACAGGAAACGGCCUAGAGAUCAUGCUGGACAUCCAGCAGGACGAGUACCUGCCGGUGUGGGGAGACACAGAGGAUACAGCCUUCGAGGCAGGUGUGCGAGUGCAGAUCCACAGCCAGGCGGAGCCCCCGUUUGUUCACGAGCUGGGCUUCGGCGUGGCCCCCGGCUUCCAGACUUUUGUAGCCACACAGGAGCAAAGGCUGACCUACCUGCCUCCCCCGUGGGGAGAGUGCGAGUCGAAGGCUCUGGAGUCUGGCUUUUUCCAGGUCUACAGCGUAACCGCCUGCAGGAUCGACUGCGAAACGCGCUACAUUGUGGAGAACUGCAACUGCAGGAUGGUGCACAUGCCUGGUGACGCUCCAUACUGCACACCCGAGCAGUACAAAGACUGUGCUGAGCCUGCCCUCGCUAAACUGUCAGCCGUGGAGAGCAGUAACUGCAUGUGCAGGACGCCGUGCAACAUGACCCGCUACAACAAAGAGCUGUCCAUGGUCAAAAUCCCCAGCAAGACCUCGGCCCGCUACCUGCAGAAGAAGUUCAACAAGACGGAGAAGUACAUCACAGACAACAUCUUGGUAUUGGACGUGUUCUUUGAGGCUUUGAACUACGAGACCAUCGAGCAGAAGAAAGCCUAUGAGGUGGCAGGUUUGCUGGGUGAUAUUGGAGGUCAGAUGGGCCUGUUCAUUGGAGCCAGCAUCCUCACCAUCUUAGAGCUGUUUGACUAUGCUUAUGAGGUGGUUAAAGACAGACUACUGGAUUUACUGAGCAGAGAGGAGGAGGAGGAGAGUCAUGGAGAGGAUGUGAGUUCCUGUGAUCCGGUGGCAAACCACUCAGAGUCCAUCAGCCACACUGUGACAGUCCCCCUGCAGACAACGCUAGGCACCCUGGAGGAGAUUGCCUGCUGAGGCCGUCCCCCUUCCCCCGUCAGAGCCACACACAUACCAGAAGCUGCCUCCACUGGGUGGCGCUACAUCCUCCCUUAGGGCACCAUGCAGGAACUUAACAGGGGAGGGGAAGAGACGAGGACAAGAACAGGGGUCGGUCUAAGGACAGCGCCGCGCUCUGUCACACCACCCUGUCUGAGGCACUAAUGGGGAAUUAAGGAGCUGUCGGCCGGACUUAUCGGCCCUCUCUGUCACCCUGCACUGUACUGUAGUGGGAGGGCGGCCUCCACUGUGCCAGACCUGCAGCGGGGUCUGAGUCUCCACAUACUCGCACACAGAAAAUCAAGAGACUCGGUGGGUGAACCACCCCAAAAAGAAGGGGAGGAGCGCUCACCCCUGUGCAGCAUAUCUAUGUAACAAACACAUUCAUAUGUCGCUCACUGCCAAAUGAACUGUACAAAAUUGGUUUUGAACCGUCCAAACUGCAUGCGUCGAUCUAUCUUGCUCUCUUUGCUGAUGCAUACGCUGGACUGCAGUGUUGCUUUUACUGUACGUGUGCCAUUUGUCUCUCUAUCUGCAGGACAGGCCUAUGACAGGAGGCCCCCCCGAGUGAGAUAUCAAACUUCGAAUGUACAGAUUGAACAUAUGGUUGUUUAAAAUCAUAGUUCAAACGUGACCAAUCCAUCUUCAGAAAUCUAUUCCAAUGAGCGAUUCGUCAUUUCUUACUUAAUUAUCUCGGGUUUGUAGGGGUUGGUGAUGUAUGAGCAUUACUGAGGAGAGGAAAAAAAACACCUGAACAUUUUGCUUUGUUUACCAAAACAGAGUGAAAUCUGAAGAUUUUGCAGCCUGCAUUUGGCAUAUUUUUUUCACCUGUCAGUUUCAGUUUAAUCAGUUUACUAAAGGCAUGUUUUGCUACGUGACUCCUGGGGUGCUAAGCUGUUCUCUACAGACAUCUUUAAAGGGAUGUCAUACUCUUACUGUUAAUUUAUGUGAAUAAAUGACUGGCUUCUGGCUGCUGCACCUCACCGCAGCACCCAGCUAAGUGAGGCAGAAUCUGAAUUUAUUUGCCUGCCAGACAGCAAGCCUUGUACAAAAACUCUGCAGCAAAUGAAUACACCCAGAGUGUUGUUAAACCAUUAUUUAAUUAAGAGAAUGUCAGGGUGAUAUUUCGGACAGUUAAUAUCACUUUUAUCAGGGAUGGCAUCAUUUUGUCCUCCGCUAAAAAAAAAACAUCCCCAGGCUCGACAAUUUAAAACAAUUUUCAUUAUAAAAAUGAUUACAAAAGCACCAUGAGGAGGGUUCAGCCAGGAUACAUUAUUUGUUCUUUUGUUUUAGAAUAUAGGGUCUGCUGUGUUAUGGUGUAAAUAUCUGUGUUUUUUCUCAUAAAAACGGGUACCACGCAGACAUGCCUGAAGCAAAUCUAAUUUAAAAAAACUUUGGUAAAACAUCAACCCCUGGUCCAGACGUGACUACAUAUGUCAUGUUGUUUUCAUGAUGUUAGUCAGUCUGCAGCUCUCAGUAGGUGGGAAUGUUAUCUGACAGGCAGUAGCAUUUUUUUGGGGUAGUUGAAUGUCAUGCUAAAAACGAAAGGCACACUUUGGUAUGAGCACCAGGCAUCCUUUCAAUGCAGGUUUAGCUGAACCUUCAGUGUCCUCAGAAACAACAGUUACAUAUAUAUAUGGCUUUACACCAAAAGCUCGUGUGAGACCAUUUGGACAAUUAAGUGUUAUCUCAGUUUUUCUAUUUCUAGUUCAUGAUCAUCCUAGCAUGGUCUCUGUCAUCAUGGUAAUGCACAUUACAGGUAGGAAUGAAUUCAAGUGCUUUGUGAGACUGUUUGAAUUAUGAUUUCCCAUCUGUGGCUCAACCUGCUGUCUCUGUGUACUAUCUCAUGUUGUGGCUUCAGACGAACACAAUCCUCAGCCAACCUGCAGGGGUGUGAGACGGACAUGUCUCGCUUCUCACGGUGGCGGCAACACUGGCUGUUUCUUCUCUCUACUUUGGCUUCAAUUGUUAUCGCAGAACAGCAUUUUCUCAUUUUGUGAUGCAGCAUUACAGUGUGUGUUUUUAAUGUGAAACAAUUAAAUGAAAAAGUUGUUUUGCA
Molecule: messenger RNA, 5524 nt
Organism: Lates calcarifer (barramundi perch)
Lineage: Eukaryota; Metazoa; Chordata; Actinopteri; Centropomidae
Gene: asic2
Product: acid-sensing (proton-gated) ion channel 2
Exons: 10
Coding region: 1768-3444 (558 amino acids)
Biological process (GO): sodium ion transmembrane transport
Cellular component (GO): membrane
Molecular function (GO): ligand-gated sodium channel activity
Source: RefSeq, a predicted model, not a curated record